AUGGCCUCUUUCACUACUUGCCCUGCACCUUCACUCGUUGACGUGAAGAAAGUUCUCUUCAUAAUGGGUGCAACUGGCACGGGAAAAACCAAACUUUCCAUCACUUUGGCCAAACAAUUCCCCUCUGAAAUCGUCAACGCUGACAAAAUUCAAGUCUACAAGGGCCUUGACAUCAUCACCAACAAGGUUUCCGAGUCUGAACGUUGUGGCAUUCCCCAUCACCUGCUAGGCAUCAUUGAUGACCCUGAUUAUGACUUCACCAUUGAUGACUUCUGCAAGCAUGUCCUUCUUGCUCUUGAUACCAUCAUUGAAAAUGGACACCUACCCAUUAUCGUGGGGGGCUCCAACAAUUACCUCUCAGCCUUGCUGGAGGACCCUAACAUUGCAUUUCGUUCCAAAUAUGACUGUUUCUUCAUCUGGGUUGAUGUGUCUUUGCCUGUGUUGUUUCCGUAUUUGGACAAAAGGGUGGACGAAAUGGUUGAUGCAGGAGUUGUGGAUGAGCUUCGUGAAGUUUAUGCGGGUGGAGCAGAUUGCACUCGUGGGAUUAGAAGAGCCAUUGGGGUUCCUGAGCUGGGAGAGUAUUUCCUUGUCGAGAAGGAAAUCGACGACGAGGCUCUAAAGAAGAAGAUGCUGCAACAUGCUAUUGUCAAAACCAAAGAGAACACUUGUAAGUUGGCUGAGACGCAACUUCUCAAGAUUCAUAAGAUGGACGAUGGUCUUGGAUGGAGAAUGGCCAGAAUUGAUUCCACAAAAGUGUUUGAGGCCAUUUUAAAAGGAGUGGAUUACAAGCAACUGUACCAAGAGAUUGUGUUCGAACCAUGCAUGGAGAUGGUUACAGAAUUUCUAGAGACAACUGAAUUGAAAAUGGUACCUAGUCAGGAUGGUGAACAAGCCACAAUUUGUGAUUAA
Molecule: messenger RNA, 909 nt
Organism: Sphenostylis stenocarpa
Lineage: Eukaryota; Viridiplantae; Streptophyta; Magnoliopsida; Fabales; Fabaceae
Source: the annotation of a GenBank genome assembly